AUACUAGGGUCAGUCAAAUGAAAAAGGUCAUGCACGCAAGCGACAUGGCGCGUUUUGUAUCCGUAUCAAAUCCAGACAGCGAUCUGCGUUUGUUUCUGUUUCUAUUGUUGUUUGUGUCUGCACGCCAGCCGGCCACUGUUGUACUUAACAUAGAUGUUGACCACAGCACAAUAGUCCCACAGAGUAGGUGGCCGCGUGCCGCGGCGCCGCGUGUCUGCUAGUAUUCCGGUGAUCCAACAUGUCGUUGGUACUCGUGUCCCUCAUAGCACUUAUGUGCCAGAAGGGCAUCCACGGCAAAGGCAUCAACUCUUUGAUAGGCCCUUAUAUUGCUUACGGCGAACGCUUUUACAUGUGUGAAGCUAACAACACCCAGCUUCCCUGGAGAUGGAAUUUGCGUGCUUCUCACUUUAACCCACAUAAACCAAAAGAGCUUCAACGCCUGACAGGUAACCUCACGGGCUCAACAUCUAUUGAUGACAGCUGCUGGGGGAAAGUAAUUAUGGAUACUUGGUCGAACAACCAAUGGAAGGAAAACGCCUUUAUGGCGAAUUUCAAGAACAAUGCAUGUAAAGCUCUUAAAGAAAAUAUUCCUGGAUUUUACGAGAAGAUUUCGAAGAUGGAAAUGAAAGGCGCGUGCAUAUUGAAACCUGGAGUGAACGAGUUCAAUAACACAUCAGUAGACUGGACUUUUCCAAAAUUUGCAAUCAUGCCGUAUGGCCCCUAUAGGUUCAGAGUCACGAUUGGCAAAGCUGAAAGCCGGUACCUAUGCUUAGUGGUAGAAUGUAGGAUUAUUCCAAAACCCGCAUAACUAUACUAUGUUCUUCGUUAUUUCAAUGCUGUCCACAUCAAACAAACUUUGGCAGCUUUAGCGCGGGUCGAAAUAUAUGCUACAAAAUGGACUCGACAA
Messenger RNA from Frankliniella occidentalis (western flower thrips), 907 nucleotides. RefSeq lists its product as uncharacterized. The transcript has 5 exons. The record is from RefSeq and is a predicted model, not a curated record. Bases 239 to 808 code for a protein of 189 amino acids. Lineage: Eukaryota; Metazoa; Arthropoda; Insecta; Thysanoptera; Thripidae.